AUGGCACCCAAUAUCAGAAAUAUCCAGGGUGACAUCUGGCCUCGACUGCCCAAAAAGUAUGAAACAUUCUUGUUUUUCGAGAUUGGUGACGAGAAGUUGUUCAAGGAAAAGCUGGCUGCGUUCUUGCAAUUCAUCACCACGGCCGAAUCGGCGCACAAGGUGCGAGGCGAUCUUUACAACAGGAAGAAAAAUGCCUUGAUGAAGACAAUGUGCACCAACAUUUCCUUUUCUGCUUCUGGCCUAAAGAAACUUGGAAACAACGAGCUGGAUCAGGACGAUCUCUUCCAAGGCGGCAUGUAUGCAGACAUGGUGACCGCCGGUCUUGACAGAGACGACGAAUGGCUUGGCGAGUUCAAGGGAUCGCGAGGCCAGAUUGACGGCGUUUUCACCCUCGCGGCCAGUUCUGAAGAUACCGUGACAAGACAUCUUGCGUCCGUCUUGAACCCUAUGUUCCAGCCCCCAGGCAAGACUCCAGCCGCUAAGUGGCUUUUCACACAAAGCGGUGCCGUGCUGAACGAGUAUGAUAUCGAACAUUUUGGGUGGAAAGAUGGUGUGUCCCAGCCUCAGAUCCUGGGAUUGGACGCCGACCCCAACGGUGAUCUCUGCCCUCGUAACAUCAAGCCUGGUUACAUCAUCGUCGGAGAGGAUGGUGAUACUCAAAAUCCACCGGCUUGGGCCCAUGAUGGCAGUUUCAUGGUCUUCCGCCGACUGAGGCAGCUUGUCCCUGAAUUCACACAAUGGGUAGUAGGCCAGAUUGGAGACCAAGCUCGGGAUGAGCACAAAAACAUGAAACUUGGUGUGAUCUCUAACAUGUCCUCUCGUAUUAUGGGAAGAUGGCCCAAUGGUAUUUCUCUGGAGGAGAAGCCUGCACCCUCUGACGUGUACGAAGACAAAGCCCUCCCCGAGGAUAACCACAAUCUAAGCCCUGAAGACAAAGCGCUUUUGGAUUCGAACAACUUCGACUUCACAGACAUCAAAUGGCAAGAUAAAUGUCCCUUUGCGUCUCACAUCCGCAAGGUCCGGCCUCGAGCCGAGCGCUUAGGCCCCGAUGGGUCCGCGGACGACACCCAUGCGAUGAUUCGUCGGGGUAUUUCGUUUGGACCUCUGACUGAGUCAUCUGAGAAAGCAGGUGGAGUGACACUGCACGACCGUGGGUUGCUCUUCGUGUCCUAUCAGUCAAACCUUCAGAACGGGUUCCGUCAUGUGCAGAAUGAAUGGGCAAACAAAGUCGGUUUCCCUCCUGGAAAGAGCAGAAACUACGACGGCCAACAGCCUGGACUCGAUCCUAUCAUUGGUCAAUGGCCCAAGGGUGAGACAGAGAGCAACUUCAUCAGCAUGCCGAGGUUCGACGAUCCUCGUAAGGUGGAAAGGUGGACCCUUGAUCGCACUGUGAUUGCAGAGGGUGGGGAGUACUUCUUUACUCCUUCCAUGAGUGCUCUUAAGGAACUCUGUGGUAAAUAG
This is a messenger RNA of Penicillium paradoxum, 1461 nucleotides long. Its product is annotated as Dyp-type peroxidase. NCBI's taxonomy places the organism in Eukaryota, Fungi, Ascomycota, Eurotiomycetes, Eurotiales, Aspergillaceae. The transcript has 8 exons. Gene Ontology annotation, cellular component: cytosol. The record is from RefSeq and is a predicted model, not a curated record. Bases 1 to 1461 code for a protein of 486 amino acids. Gene Ontology annotation, molecular function: heme binding; peroxidase activity.